AUUACUAAUCAGUCAAUCCGAAUUAAACGCUUCGAUUUAAUAAAUAAAAAUUUGAUAUUUUGUAAUUUAUAUGUUGGUGGGUGGAUCAGGUUGAAUUGAGCAAACUAAACUGAGUGAUGUCAAAUUGUCAAAAUUACCAUAAUUGUUGAAGUUCGUCAUUGAUAAUAUGAUAUUCUUUUCUAGUUAGUUUAUUAAAAUAAUUGUAUAUUUCAUAUAAUAUAUAAACUGGAAUAUUUUAUUUGUGCUUAAGUAAAAUUGUUGUGGUGAUAAGUAUUUAUUAAAGCGGAGUUUUGUUAAACUAAGAAAAUGGCAGAAGGUGGUUUCCCCGGGCAACAUACGACCACCACUACGGUGACAUCAAGCACCACUGUUCAGACAAACAUACGAUUCGAUCCAUCUUACGUGAGGACUAUACCGGGAAUCCUUAAAGUUGUACAAGUGGUGUGCAGUCUUAUAGGAUUCAUAUGUAUUCAGUGUUCGUACCUGAACACCGCUAGCAAGGGCGUGUACUUCAGCUGGAUCUCCAUGAUCGCGUUCUGGUUUACCGGCAUCCUGCUCGGGUUCUACCUGUUCCACAUCGUGGAGAAGUUCUACAAGAUACCCUGGCUGAAGAUCGAAUUCGUGUUCACGGCUCUCUGGACCGUGCUGUAUCUGAUAGCGGGCAUACUCGCCGUCACCGUGCACGACAAUUCACAUUCCGCUGCAGCGUUCUUCGGGUUCACGGCGACGCUGGCGUACGCGCUGGACGCGUUCCUGAAGUGGCGCGGCGUGCGCGCGGGCGGGCUGGCGCAGGGCUCGCGCGUCGUGUCCAAGCAGACCACCUCCGUGGCGCCGCCGCGCGAGGGCUACUAGGGGCUGCACCCGGGGGGGGGGGGGCUAGUAAUAGAGGCCUCGAGUACUUAAUGUUAAUAUAUAACCAAUGUUUUUUUUUUCCGGUAAGCGAUGACAAAACGUUACUAUGUUUCAAAAAAUCUUGAUAAAUACUACUGUGCCUUUAUAGGAGCCUUAUAAAAUUAAAAGCAGCCUGAUCGCACUAAUUUCUUAGUGCGUGUCUUCUAUAGUUAGUAAAACUUAUAAAGGGCUGAUUUAAAAAUCUUUCUUAUAUAAUUGUACACCGCACUAAAUACCAUUAUUUGAUAUGUUAACAUGUCCCACCUAUGUAUGUCGUACAAUAUUGUUUGUAAAACACUUUGUUUUUGAUGAUUUUACUCUUAAAAUGUCAUUUUCAAUAACACUUUACCGUAAGUAACACUACUAAGCAUAAGAAUAAUACUGUAUGUUUUAUAAAAAUAUUUCUACUUUCACAAGUAUACCUUAUAUGUAUUAUAUUUCAUGAACAGACAUAUAAAAAAAGUUUUAUAUAAAGAUAUAAAUAAAAAAAAUAUAUGAAUGUAGAGCUAUAAUUGGCUCUACAUACUACAUAUUUAAUACCGAUGAUUUUAAAAAUCCAUAAAUAUACCAAGAUAGAAUGCUCAAAGGUCACUAGGUCUCACAUUCUUAGAUGAUAUCGAUACUCCGUUACAUUUAUCGAUACGAUCGAUAACUUAUCGUGGCAACAAGUGAAGUGAUCCAUUCGCCAUCAUGUAUAAAGGUAAGCCAAUAAUGAAAUGAUAAAUAUAAUACCUUUUGUUUAUGAAAUUGAAUACUUUUAUCUCGCUGGAAAGACGCAUAUACACGUUUCUCCCACUUGAAGGGGGUAUGUGGAUGUUUGUGUGUGAAGGGCUCCCCGGGGGGCUUAUAAGGGACUAGACUACACCAAACAGCCUACCUAUUCAAUAUGUCUCAACUUUACAGCGUUUCUUUAGUCUAUAGUUCAGGACAAUACAAUAGUAUAGAUUACUGUUAAUAUAACUUUUUUAAAGAGUAUCUGCUGUUUCUGGUUAAGCCUUCUAAAUAGUACAUUAAUAGCAUAUCUUUUGUAUGCCUUGGCUCCUCCCACUUUUCCGAUGAUAUUUCUAUCUUGAUAUAUUUCCGGUGUUUGGGACACUAAUAAUAAAAAUGAUGCUUUUAAACCGUCUAUACUUUAUAAGUAGUCUUUUUAACGCGUUUACUUAAUAUCUAAGUUUGUAUUAUUGCUUUAAUUAUUAUUUAAUGGAGCACUAAUUACCUCAUUAAUGUUUUUUUUUUAUAUUGAACUACAUAAUAUUUAUAUUGUAUUUUUUGUUUUUUUUUUUUUUUAAUAGCACCAAAGAAUUGAGAUUUUGACAGGGUAGGAGCUCAUUUUUUUUUUUAAUAAACAUGACACUUAACGUGAUGUA
Messenger RNA from Vanessa atalanta (red admiral), 2258 nucleotides. Its product is annotated as CKLF-like MARVEL transmembrane domain-containing protein 4. NCBI's taxonomy places the organism in Eukaryota, Metazoa, Arthropoda, Insecta, Lepidoptera, Nymphalidae. Gene Ontology annotation, cellular component: membrane. The coding region runs from base 307 to 852 and encodes 181 amino acids. The record is from RefSeq and is a predicted model, not a curated record. The transcript is spliced from 4 exons.